AUGAAGCUCUGGGCCCUCCUACUUAUCAUGCUUGCCUAUGUGGUGGUGAUGGUUUUGCCUGUGCUGGGAGGGCUCUGGGAGAAAACCUCAG
Messenger RNA from Orycteropus afer afer, 91 nucleotides. NCBI's taxonomy places the organism in Eukaryota, Metazoa, Chordata, Mammalia, Tubulidentata, Orycteropodidae. The record is from RefSeq and is a predicted model, not a curated record.